Molecule: messenger RNA, 561 nt
Organism: Pecten maximus
Lineage: Eukaryota; Metazoa; Mollusca; Bivalvia; Pectinida; Pectinidae
Exons: 1
Coding region: 1-561 (186 amino acids)
Source: RefSeq, a predicted model, not a curated record
AUGAGAGACGAGAGAGACAAAGAUCAGAGAGACGAGGGAGACAAAGAUCUGAGAGACGAAGGAGACAAAGACCUGAGAGACGAGAGAGACAAAGAUCAGAGAGACGAGGGAGACAAAGACCUGAGAGACGAGAGAGACAAAGACCUGAGAGACGAGAGAGACAAAGAUCAGAGAGACGAGGGAGACAAAGAUCUGAGAGACGAGGGAAACAAACAUCAGAGCGACGAGGGAAAAAAACAUCUGAGAGGCGAGGGAAACAAAGAUCUGAGAGACGAGGGAGACAAAGAUCUGAGAGACGAGGGAAACGAAGAAUUGAGAGACGAGGGAGACAAAGAUUUGAGAGACGACAGAAACAAAGAUCUGAGAGACGAGAGAGACAAAGAUCAGAGAGACGAGAGAGACAAAGAUAUGAGAGACGAGGGAAACAAAGAUCUAAGAGACGAGGGAAACGAAGAUUUGAGAGACAAGGUAAACGAAGAUCAGAGAAACGAUGGAGACAAAGACCAAGUACAAGACACGAGGGAAACAAAUAUCAGAGAGACGAGGGAAACAAAGAUAUAA